GCGGGUGGAGGGAGGGGGAUGGAUCUUCGCGUGCAGCCGGAGCAUUGAGUCUGAGUGACGUCUCUCUGCUCUCUGAGGAUCCGUGUGUUUUUGCAUCGCGCUCCUGUUUUGCAUCUACAUCAGUUUUUCCAAAUGACUUCUGCUCAUCGCCUGUAAGUAACGAGAGGAAAACUGAAAGUGACUCCCAUAGUAUGAAGGUAAAAUAAAGCGGAAUCGUAUCGUGACAGUUUAGAUUCUCGCGCGCCGUUCGCUUACAGAGCCCUCGCUCGUUAGUUAUCGAUUGUCUUAUUAUCCCGAUCGAUUAUUGUGAACGGAAUCAUGUCAGAAGUGCUGCCUUACGAAGAGAACAUCUCUCCUUACGGUGAUGAUGGAGAUGAAGAGCAGAUAUCCCUCACCUGUCGCCUGCAGAACAACAGCAGUAACUUCUUCAGUUCUGCGCAGAACAAACGAGCUCCGAAACUCGGACAGAUCGGACGCAGUAAGAGAGUUGUCAUAGAAGAUGACAGAAUUGAUGAAGUUCUGAACAACACAGCAGAGAAGUCAUCGGCGGGAGUGUAACGCUCAAGGACGAUGUUAAAGCGGCAGGAAAUCGUGGGUUACGUGCAUUCUGCAUCAAAAGCACUUUGCAGUCCCUCUUAAUAUGGGUUGAAUUUCACGGUGCAGCAGCAGGCGAGGAGAGAGUCCCUGCUGCGGGCAUCCAAACAGAGGAAGCGGGGCUCUAUCUGCUUUCUCUCUUUAAGGGCAUGUUUCAUAUCCCUUCUUAUAAAGUGACAUCUUACACUGGACAUACAAGUCCUAUGUUGUUUAAAAUACAUGUGGAGUUGGUCUGUAGUGGUCCAGAUUCAGUUUAUAUUGUGAGAGGAAUGCAUUGAUAUCAAUCACAAGCACAAAUAUGACAACAUUCGUUCAUUAUUUUGCCGUGAGACUGAGCACUUGUUUUCUCCGAAUCUUUUUGUGCACAAUGAAACUUUAAAUAUCCUAAUUAUGAUCUCCUGGAUACAUUUCGUGUUCUUUUGCAGAGAUGAUGGACUGAGAAAAUGUUUUUUUAUAGAAUGAGAAAGGAAAGACUACUUUUUUAAAGCAAUUUUUUCAUGUUGCAUAUUGUAAUUUUUUUUGAUGUGGCUGCAAACUGCCUGCUUAGCCUGAGUUCAAAAGCUUAUUUUUAUAUCAAGGAGUUAUUUCUGAAGAGAAAAAAAAUGCUUAUUUGGGUAAUAGUCGUAGCACUUUCAAACGUGGUUGUCAGCUAAAUGGAUUUUGAUCAAUUUUGUGCCAAAAGUUUGCAAAAUAUGCCAGUCGACUUGUGUUCCCGUUCACCUGAGUAAUGUGAAGUUUUCCAGGCCUGCCUCUCAUAUAUGUUUCAGGGCUUUUCUAACUGCUUUUUCUUUUUUUGCAUGAGACAGGCACAAACGCCUCCUGUGGCAGUGAAUUACUAUUAUAUUUACAGUAAUGUUACUUUGAAUGACGAACCUCAGACUCUUGAAUAUUGUGUAUGUUGCACUUCUCUAUAAUGUUACACAGGGCUAUAUUUGCAAUGAAAUGUAUGACCAAUAAAAUGUGAUUACAUAACUGAA
Messenger RNA from Ctenopharyngodon idella (grass carp), 1571 nucleotides. It is a transcript of the gene camk2n1b, whose product is annotated as calcium/calmodulin-dependent protein kinase II inhibitor 1b. Lineage: Eukaryota; Metazoa; Chordata; Actinopteri; Cypriniformes; Xenocyprididae. Gene Ontology annotation, biological process: negative regulation of protein kinase activity. The record is from RefSeq and is a predicted model, not a curated record. Gene Ontology annotation, molecular function: protein kinase binding; calcium-dependent protein kinase inhibitor activity. The transcript has 2 exons. The coding region runs from base 319 to 558 and encodes 79 amino acids.